UCAUCUGCCACAACAAAACAUUCCGCUGUCAGCCAGUUCACUGCUGGAGCAACACAGAGAGAGGCCGCCUCAGACACAUGCAGCAAAAAGACAGAUUCACUUCUUAACACAAAGCUUCAGAACCUGCCCGAGCUGUAGCGAAUUUGACCCGGAGUGGUGAGCGGCUGAGCAGGGUAAAGUCGGGGGAGACGGACAGGGAAGGGAGAAAAAACCAAAAAAAAAACAAAGAUGGCUGUGUAGCCGGAGAGACGAGUUCCAACAGAACUGUCUCCAGCCGCGGAUUUGAAUCGCCGACAGGUCCCGUGGGUGCCGUGGACAGUCUGCGGGUACCGGAGCGGGGACGGUAGACGAGCAGCCGAGCUGGGCCGCGGCGGUACGAGGCUGUAAUCUGCUGUCAUUGCGAUUAACGGCGUCGAGCGCUCAACAACAGCUGAGGGACGCCCGAGUUGUUUUUGUUCUGCCCGAGAGGACUGCUGUGUUUGUGUCAACGUAGCUAGCGCACAGUCCGCUAGCCUCACUGUAAGUCAACUGCUACUGGUCGACAUUUGUAAUAUAUUCACUCGUGCUCCUGUUAUUACACGGUCAUUCGCUUGUUACGCGUUUUCAACUUCCUCAGUGUGCGGCGGCAUUAAUAAUAAGUUAGCCCGCAUUCCUGUCUGACAGCCUGCUGCCGUAGCGUUAGCCCGGCUAACGCUAGCAUAGCUGUCAGCUGACCGUUAGCUUGACAGGCUGCGAGCUAGUCCCGAGCUAACCUGCUAAUAUUUCGGGCUCAGCGUGGCCGCUGCAGGUUCACCCCGAACAUUUUCUAGACACCCGUCGCCAUGUCUUCGCUGGAAGAGAGGGACGUGGGCGUUGCGGCCGCCCCUGGCUCCUCCUCGGGAGGCCUGGGGGUCGGGGCCGUGGGGGCAGCGGUGGAGGCUGUCGCCGGGGUCGCUGCCAUGCAGGAGGAGGUCGGCAUAAGACGAGAUGGGCCCGAGCCUGACCCGGACGAGCCACCCAAGAAGAGGGUGAAAGUGCCCGAUGGAGAGUCAGGGAAGCUGGAGGAGAGACUGUACUCAGUGCUGUGCUGCACCGUGUGCCUAGACUUGCCCAAGGCGUCUGUAUACCAGUGUACCAAUGGUCACCUGAUGUGUGCAGGCUGUUUUAUCCACCUCCUGGCUGAUUCUCGUCUCAAGGAGGAACAGGCCACGUGUCCCAACUGCAGGUGUGAGAUCAGCAAGAACCUGUGCUGCAGGAACCUGGCUGUGGAGAAGGCUGUCAGCGAGCUGCCAACAGAAUGUACCUUCUGCCUAAAACAAUUCCCCCGCUCCAGCCUAGAGAGACACCAGAAAGAGGAGUGUCAAGACAGGGUGACACAGUGUAAGUACAAGAGGAUCGGCUGCCCUUGGAAAGGUCCGUUCCACGAGCUGCCGGCACAUGAGGGCGAGUGCUCCCAUCCCACUAAGACUGGCACAGAGCUGAUGGGAAUUCUGGGAGAGAUGGACCAGAGCCACCGCAGAGACAUGCAGCUCUACAACACCAUCUUUAGCCUGCUGUGCUACGAAAAGAUCGGGUUUACAGAGGUGCAGUUCAGGCCGUACCGCACUGAUGACUUCAUCACCCGCCUGUACUAUGAGACACCGCGCUUCACAGUUCUCAACCAGACGUGGGUGCUGAAGGCCCGUGUUAACGACUCCGAGCGCAACCCCAACCUCUCCUGCAAGCGCACCCUCUCCUUCCAGCUACUCCUCAAGAGCAAGGUGAAUUCUGCUCUGGAGUGCUCCUUCCUGCUGCUGAAGGGGCCGUACGACGACGUGCGGAUCAAGCCUGUCAUCCACCACCACUCCUUCAGCAACGACACCAAUGAGACCGAAUACGUCCCUCUGCCCAUCUCCGAUUCGGUGGAGUGCAACAAACUGCUGGCCGCCAAAAACAUCAACCUGCGCCUGUUCAUCUUCCAAGUCCAAAAAUAAAAGAGUGAGGGAAGAAGAGGAGUAGGAGGAGGAAGAAGAAGAAGAAAAAGAAGAGGAGGAGGAGGAAGAUGGAAAGGACGAGGAAGAAGGAUGGUGACGUAGGAGGAGGGGCAGAGAGGAAGGAUGUGAUGAAGAUAAAAGAGAGACACCACUGAACCACUGAUACCUCUUAACACCUACACACACACACACACAAUCACGCAGGGUACACACGCUUCCACACACAUUUAUAUAUAUUUACACACACACACACACGCCACUAAUUACACUUACCUCCUUUUACAAGAUAGUGAGACCCCUUGUUUGGGGGGAGCUGUGCGUUGCUAUGGAGAUGGGUGGGCAUUGAUAUUGGAUGGGUGGGCACAGGUGUUGGGGUUGUUGGGGGGCAGCGAGCGGGGGUAGGGGACGUUGUGAGGCGGUUGGUGUGUACCUUGAGGAGGCUCUCUGAGGUCAGGCUUUGUGUGACCUUUCACCCUGUGACACCCGCAGCCAAAGGUAGCACACACACCAACCAAAGCAGGACUCGCUGGGUGCAGUUGUUGCGCUUGUGUAUGUGUAUAUGUGUGUGUGUGUGUGUGUGUGUGUGUGUGUGAGUGACACAGAGAGUUAUGUGACGGACCCUGGGGUGCGGCCCACGCUCUGCUUUGCAUGUUCAAAUGUCCCAAACCAUGUGAUAAUGUGAAUAUAGAGCGUCUGAAUCUAAUCAGCUGUUCUGAAGACAUGUGAAGGGGUUUCGAGAGCAUGAUCGUGUGCUUGUGUGUGUGUGUGUGUGUGUGUGUCCCCCCCCCAGCUCUACACAGUUUCGUCACUUCCUGUUUAGGCAGACGCUCUCAGACUUGGCCAGAGCAGACGAAAGGCGUCGGCAUCCCCACUUCAACCUUCUUUUACAUUUCAACAAGAGGAGAGUUGGCUGCAUGCAUAUUUUAGUUCUUCAACUUAAUCCUCCAGCUGUGGUUAUAUAUAACCUUCGACACUAAUAUCUUUUUUUUUUCUCUCUUAACCCUGAAAUAUUUAAGUACCUGUGAACUUUUUUUCCUUUUAAGAUGGGUUGUAGCGUGUGAAUGGCUGCCUGUGUGAGUGUAAUGUGAGUGUGUGUUAAACACAGUACAAUCCUUAAAGUACAGGACCAUCGAGACUGGAAUGGACCUGCGGGGGCCCCAGGUUCACUGUGUGUCAGUUUUAGUUUUAACUUCAACUAUUUUACUUAUGGAUUCAUUGUUUAUUGGAUAAAAUCAUCACCACACAAAGUGACAGUUUUUCCAACAAACCAAAAGAUAUUUUAUUUACCAAGCAGCAACUCCUCACAUUUGAAAACCUGGAACUAGAUAGUCUGGCAUAUUUAAAAGUGACUGAAAUGAUUAAUCCAUUAUCAGAACAGUGCUGAUAUCAUAUUGCUGUGUUUUAUUUUGUGGAACUAAUCAAGGUAGUUCCUGGUUACUGGUUAUUUCAUUUCUUGCUAAUUUGUUUGGGAAUUUGCCCCAUUGUAACAUUACAGUGUCAAUUUAUGGCUGUGACAAAAUCUAUGUCCACCACUUUGAUUACUUUUGCUGAUAUUCUGAUGCUUACACAAUAUGUGCUCAACUUUUUUAUUUAUAAGAUAUUUUUUGGGCAUUUAUUAAUCGGACAGUACGAGCGUGAAAUGCGGAAGACGCGCGUCAAAGGAAUGUUGGAACCUAACAACAGCCACUGCAGGACGACUCCAGCCUCCAUAUGUGGUUUUUUUCUUCUUUAUGACACAAUCAUAUAUAUAUAUUUUCCCAUCAUGCCCUAUUACCUUUUUGAGUUUAUUUGAACAAUCAUCCAAAACUACAAGUGUUAAAAAUCAAGGGAAACCUACUGUUUUGGUCCAUUUUUCCUCAAAUAAAAUAGUUUUUCAUUAAAAUCACAACAAACGUUGUGACACACAGACAACCUGGGGCCUGGUAGUUUUCCGGUAUGAGAGCACCGGUUGGAUUCUGGGUCCUUGUGUGAAAUAUAAAGAAGCUGAUGGAAACCUGAGGACAACAGGAGCCCAAAAUACUAUUUUUACUCCCGAACAGACUGAUCCGACCACGGGGACGAGUCAGCGACAGCAAAGGAAUAAAAAACCCAAACUGUGAGCACGGAGUCUCAGGGUGAUCUGGACAUCCAUGUGCGCUCAGAGCUCGACGACCAGGACUUUUCUGGAAGACCAGACAUUGGGUGGUGAUGGAUGGGGUGUGUGUGUGUGUGUGUGUGGCGGGGGAUGGGGAGUUUUACCAUAACACAGCGACAUAUUAGUGUUAGACUUACUUGAACAAGAACGAGAAGAUGUUACGUAGAUUCUACUGUAAAGCAGAUAGAGCUCUCUCCUCCUGACCUCUACUUCCUGUAUUUCUGUGUUUUAAUGCUUCGUCUCUAUGCCAGUGGACUCACUCAUCUCACUAUGGCUGUACAUGUGCCUUUUAUUAAAGAUCAUGGAACCUGCA
This is a messenger RNA of Hippoglossus stenolepis (Pacific halibut), 4399 nucleotides long. It is a transcript of the gene zftraf1, whose product is annotated as cysteine/histidine-rich 1. NCBI's taxonomy places the organism in Eukaryota, Metazoa, Chordata, Actinopteri, Pleuronectiformes, Pleuronectidae. The transcript is spliced from 6 exons. The record is from RefSeq and is a predicted model, not a curated record. Gene Ontology annotation, cellular component: nucleus. Bases 822 to 1952 code for a protein of 376 amino acids. Gene Ontology annotation, molecular function: zinc ion binding.